Molecule: messenger RNA, 477 nt
Organism: Aspergillus saccharolyticus JOP 1030-1
Lineage: Eukaryota; Fungi; Ascomycota; Eurotiomycetes; Eurotiales; Aspergillaceae
Product: cytochrome c oxidase subunit VI
Exons: 4
Coding region: 1-477 (158 amino acids)
Biological process (GO): mitochondrial electron transport, cytochrome c to oxygen
Cellular component (GO): mitochondrial inner membrane
Source: RefSeq, a predicted model, not a curated record
AUGUCGCCAAUCUCCGUUUUCCGUGUCGCAACCCGCGCCGUCCGUCCCUCCGGCUUCAUCAGAGCCGCUCAAUUGCCCCGGGCCCGCGUGCAGUUUCCCAUUGCUCAGGCUAUCAGCCGCCCCAGCUUCAGCACCUCCGCUCAACGCUACUCGGGCCACCACGAGGACGAGACCUACGAGGAAUUCUCUGACAGAUUUGAGAAGGAAUUCGACGGUGUCCAGGAUGUUUUCGAGCUCCAGCGCAACCUGAACAACGCCUUCGCCUACGAUCUCGUCCCCUCCGUCGAGGUCUGCACCGCCGCUCUUAAGGCUGCUCGUCGUGUCAACGACUUCCCCACCGCUGUCCGCGUUUUCGAGGGCAUCAAGGCUAAGGCCGAGACCAAGGAACAGUACAAGCAAUACCUCGAGGCUCUUGAGGAGCUCCGCCUGGAGCUGGGUGUUCCUCUCCGUGAGGAGCUCUACCCCGAGGAGCAGUAG